AUGCCCCCAGGAAUUCCUCCAGAGGGGUCAAGUUGGGGCUCUGGACAGCUGAACAGGCGGGGAGCUGGGUCGGGCCCGGGAGCAGACGCGCUGGACACACAGGGUCCCGCGGCAGCCCCGAGGGUCCCGGCUGCAGCUCUCAGGGCGCUCGGACGGGGCCGGCGCCGCUUACCUCGACGGCUGCGUGGGGAUUCGGCGGAGCUCGGCUGGGACUCCGCGCGGGCGGGGCGCGGGCCGGCGGCGGGGCAGGCGACGCGGCGCACUGGGCUCCACCCGGGCUCAGGUCCGCCGCCUCGGGGAGGAAGUGGUGUCAGCCCUGCCCUUCCCACGCAGCGCGCAGACGUGAGGCGCCCGCCGCGCCGCUUUGCAUCGAGGUGCCACGAGGGCGCUCGGUUCGAGACACACGGGGAGGAGCACGGGUGGAUGCAGACUCUUGAAACUCGGGGACUGCUUUUUCCAACUAAUCGGCUUAAGGACACUGAGUUGGCGCGGGCGAAACUGCGAAGAAACAGGCGCUCUGACACGUUGCCGGUGGAACUCCAAAACGGAAGUGGAGUCCCUUUCUCUCCCUCCCCCUUGAAUGUGGGUGGACUCUGUGACUGCUUUGGCCAACAGAAGACAGCAGAAGUGAUGGUGGACUUAGCACUUAUUGGCCGGCAGCAUCUCUUCCUGCCUCCUUUAGCCCUGAACACUCAUGAAGGAGGCUACUCCAUCAGAGAGAGAGACCACAUGAAGGAGCACUGAGGCAUCAGCCAUGAGGUGAAGAUGCCAUCUUGGACACCCAGCCCCAUCAAACCUUCAGAAGAUCCCAGCCCCAGUUCUUAUCCAAAUGCAGGUACACCAGAGAGCAUGGAGAACCACCCAGAUGCAUCAACCCACAGAUUCCUGAGAGAUCAUGAUAAAUAGCUGUAUCAAGCCUCUAAGUCCUGGUUUGUGCUCAAGGCUUCUUGGGGACCUCUGUGUCUCCUAUUUGUGUCGUAGUAAAGCUUUGUGCUUUGACUUUUAAAAUAUAAACUGAUAAAAACAAUAACUGUUUGUGGUUUCUAUUUUAACCAGUAUACUAUUAUUAAUUAUAUGUUUUGUAUAUAGCAUAUGUAUUUUCUCUUGCCUGUUAACAAAAUGUUCCCUCUGCCUGACCUCUGACCCUCUACUUGUCCUUUGGCCACUGUUCUCAGAUAUUCCUUUCCUUCCACACCCUGGUGAUAGUGGGAGGAGCACCAGAAAGGCUGGAUGGAAGAAUAGCAGCAGAAGGGUAGGGAAGAAAAGAGAGAGCCCAAGAAGGCUUGGGAGAGGAUUUUUGGUGGGUAGCUGAGAGCAAAACAAUGAGAAAGAUAUUUUGGGGACAUUGCUGGGUAUGAGAGAGGUAGAGAGUGAGAAGAAAGAGAGGAAAGGAGUUUUAAGACAUGUGGACUUGAUGUAAAAAGAAACUUGGCUGAUGGUUUCUUUGCAUUGACAGUGCACAGAGGCUAUGCCCAUGGGAGCCCAGUGGUAGGUUACUUAAUAAGCAUGAACAUCUUUGAAAUACUGAGAUAUAUAUGCAUACACUGUAUCUUCCCAGUGUAUGUGUCUGUAAAGCAGUGAUCCUUGCUACCCAAUAUCACUGAGUAAAAGUAUAAAAGAAAUGGAGGUUGUUUGAUUUGCAAGGAACGAAAUCUAUUCAAACUGGCUGAAGCCAAAAUAAGCUCUUGGAGAGAAGCUCUGGUAGCUCAUUGAACUCAGACAGGAAGUAUAGCCGGGCUGCUUGAGGGGUGAUACUAAGAAGUAGAGGUAGACCAGGAAG
Molecule: messenger RNA, 1780 nt
Organism: Panthera uncia (snow leopard)
Lineage: Eukaryota; Metazoa; Chordata; Mammalia; Carnivora; Felidae
Exons: 4
Coding region: 1-744 (247 amino acids)
Source: RefSeq, a predicted model, not a curated record